This is a messenger RNA of Zymoseptoria tritici IPO323, 1620 nucleotides long. RefSeq lists its product as uncharacterized. Lineage: Eukaryota; Fungi; Ascomycota; Dothideomycetes; Mycosphaerellales; Mycosphaerellaceae. Gene Ontology annotation, cellular component: nucleus. The coding region runs from base 1 to 1620 and encodes 539 amino acids. Gene Ontology annotation, molecular function: zinc ion binding; DNA-binding transcription factor activity, RNA polymerase II-specific; transcription cis-regulatory region binding. The transcript has 2 exons. Gene Ontology annotation, biological process: positive regulation of transcription by RNA polymerase II. The record is from RefSeq and is a predicted model, not a curated record.
AUGGCGUACUCUUCGUCAAAUGCAAGCUCAUCGCCCGAUCAGUCCACUCCGGACACCGAUAACCAGACGGAUGUUGAUGGGUACAACACCGCGAAUACUCCAUGCACGGACAUUCUCACCGCACCUAAAAUCGAGGAACUGGACUUGAACUCUCCAGACGACCUGAAAGACAUCGAACCAUCCACGGCCCUCACAGCGCCAAAGAAACGUGGCAGACCGAGGAAGGAACCAUUCAUUGGACCUCAAAAAGCAUCCCAUGCCAGAUCAAAAACAGGCUGUGGCACCUGUCGCAGACGGAAGAAGAAGUGCGACGAAACGAAGCCAUUCUGCACGAAUUGCGAGAAGAACAAUUACGUUUGUAGUGGCUAUGAACCGAAGCAAUUAUGGCGUGGUGGCCGAGUGAAAGCUCCCAUGACGGAGUCACCCAACCUACCUCCGCUCGUCAAAGGAAUGGAUGGCAGCAAUGUGUCGAGCUACUUUCUGACAUAUUUCACCGAACGCCUGAGCAAUUGCCUGUCAUUAACGGACAAUUACAAUCCAUUUCGCACGAUCAUCUUCGAACGUGCGUUGCAACAUAAGGGUCUGCUGCACAGUGUGCUAUUCCUCUCGGGGAGCAGCCUGACUGCGACCAGCAAGGAGACGAAUCAAGCAUGGGAGACUUGUCAAGAGCAUCAUGGAAGUCAAGCGUUCAACUCACUGUUUGAGGAUAUUGGUAAAGCCACCGCUGCCGAGGGACAAGAAUCAUCCGAAGCCAUGCAAUUCUAUGGAGACUCGUCUAUCGCGCAGGCUCUGGUACUGUGUCUUCAGACAGUCUGCGCGGGAGAUCUCACCGGAUCAUAUCGCACCCACCUCGACGCCAUGAAACGCAUGCUCACCGAAACCUCCUACACCUUCUCCGACCCGACCUUCCGCACCUUCAUCCUCGAAUUCCUCCUCUACCAUGACUUCUCCUCCUCCAUCACCUCCCUAACAAACCCUCUCGACGCCCGCUCCCUCACCCUCAUGCGCUCCUUUCACGAAACCUCUUCAUCCGACUCCUCCUCCUCCAGCGGGAACCUCCUCGGCGUGCUGGACGGUCUCUUCGACCUCCUCGCCCGAAUCCGCUCCCUCCGCGACACCAUCCGCGCCCUGCGUGGCAUCCAAGGCCGGCACUGGCACAACUUUGACGUCUCGCAGGAAGCAUUCGCCAUCGACACCGCGCUGCGCCAUUGGAUAUGUCCGCACACUCCCGACAAUCCCCGAUACGCCGCUUCGCUGCUCUACCGCCAAUGCACCUGGAUAUACCUCUACCGCACGUUUCAACCCUCCAUUCCAUCGCCUGUGUUCACCGAAGCGGUCGAUCAGGGACUGUCGUACUUGAGAGACUUGCCUGAGGAGAUGCAGAGUAUCCUCCUCAUGCCGUUGUUCUUGCUGGGUUGUGCGGCGUGGGAGGAGGGACAGAGGAGGGAGAUUGAGAAGGCUUUGGAGCGGUUGGAGAAGUGGAGUCAGUUGGGGAAUAUUCGCUAUGCGAGGGAGGUGAUUCGGGAGGUUUGGGCGAGGAUGGACCGAGGUGACGAGGAAGGCAGUUGGGAUUGGGAGGAUGUCUUGGGGACGAAGGGGUGGGAUUUCUUGGUGACUUGA